AUGUCUUUGAAUUCUUAUGAAUAAUAAUUGGAUUUAGACGAUUCCUGUGAAUCUCCUUUCUCAUAAUCACCAAAAUCCAAAAGAAUAAAGAAGUUUGAAUUGAUUUCCCCUAAAAAAAAUGUUGGUCAUUGGACAAAGGAAGAACAUGAAAAAUAUUUAUACUUCUUAGAGGAACAUUCUGACAUAAAGAAAAAUAAUAAAAUAUUUAAAUCAAUGAGUGAGGUUAUUGGAACUCGAUCACCAAGUCAAUGCAGGUAUUUUCAUUAUUAAUAUUAGAUCACAUCAUUAAAAGUUUAACCCCUUAUCACCAUUAGUACAGAGAAAGACUCAAAAAGUGUAAAAACAAACUAUGUCAACUUUAUAAGAUGAUUUGAACUUGUAAAUAGAGGAAGAAUCUCUCAAUCGAAAUAUGGUCAAACUUAUGAUUUUCGAUGAAGAUGAUUAAGUCUGCUAACUUCCAUAAUUUAAUUUGGAUGAUUUCUUUUGA
Messenger RNA from Paramecium pentaurelia, 487 nucleotides. Lineage: Eukaryota; Ciliophora; Oligohymenophorea; Peniculida; Parameciidae. The record is from the annotation of a GenBank genome assembly.